AUGACUUGUAAGGAAUUUAGUCAUGGUACAUUCCCUCAUAAUAGUAAGUGGCUACCUCAGCCUACACUCUCGGAGUCUUUAACGACAACGGCUUUAAAUAAAGGAUGUCUCGGACGUGGUGUCAAUUCUUUGGAUUUAGAUGAAAGCUCGGAAGAAAAAGCCAAAUCUAAAACAAAAUAUGGACGGCGCGAUACGCACUCCCACAGAGACAGAGAGACUUUGUCAUAA
Parnassius apollo (apollo) is the source of this 228-nucleotide messenger RNA. Lineage: Eukaryota; Metazoa; Arthropoda; Insecta; Lepidoptera; Papilionidae. The record is from the annotation of a GenBank genome assembly.